AUGGAUGCCAUUACAGACUUCCUCCAUAAUGUACCGCAGCCUCUUCAGUGGGGUCUUGCUGGUAUUGGUGCUCUCUUCCUUGGAUCCAAGAUCUUGAGCUAUCUCCAGCUUGUCCUCAGCGCUUUCGUCCUUGGAGGAACCAACCUCCGCAAGUAUGGAAAGCCUGGAACUUGGGCUGUCAUCACCGGUGCCUCUGAUGGCCUCGGCAAAGAAUAUGCUCUGCAGCUCGCUGCCAAGGGCUUCAACCUCGUCCUCGUUUCCCGAACCCUCUCCAAGCUCGAUAGCCUCUCUGCCGAGAUUCAACAGAAGUACCCUGGAAAGGGUCUGCAGGUCAAGGUUCUUGAUAUGGACUUUUCCCAGAACAACGAUGCCGACUACGAACGUUUGAGCGAGCUUAUUUCUGGUCUUGAUGUUGGUAUUCUCAUCAACAACGUUGGUCAGAGUCACAGCAUCCCCGUUUCUUUCCUCGAGACCACCAAGGAGGAGCUCCAGAACAUUGUUACUAUCAACUGCAUUGGUACUCUCCGAGUUACUCAGGUCGUUGCUCCUAUUCUGAAGCAGCGAAAGCGCGGUCUUAUUCUUACCAUGGGAUCUUUCGGUGGCUGGACUCCUACUCCUCUCUUGGCGACAUACUCUGGUAGCAAGGCUUUCCUUCAGCAGUGGAGCAACGCUCUCUCCGCUGAGCUUGCCGAUGACAAUGUCGAUGUCUACCUUGUUCUGAGCCACCUUGUCACCACCGCCAUGAGCAAAGUCCGCCGCCCUAGUCUUCUUGUCCCCAACGCUCGCAACUUUGUCAAGGCUACCCUCGGCAAGAUUGGACUUGGUGGUUACCAGACCGCGCCUAACACUUAUACCCCUUGGUGGAGCCAUGCUUUCAUGCUGUGGUUCAUUGAGAACAUCCCUGGUGCUAAUGGUCCCAUCACUAUUUUCUUCAACAAAAGGAUGCACGAGGACAUUCGACGACGAGCUCUCCGCAAGGCUGCUCGCGAUGCUAAGAAGCAGUAA
Molecule: messenger RNA, 1005 nt
Organism: Fusarium redolens
Lineage: Eukaryota; Fungi; Ascomycota; Sordariomycetes; Hypocreales; Nectriaceae
Exons: 2
Coding region: 1-1005 (334 amino acids)
Biological process (GO): fatty acid elongation
Cellular component (GO): endoplasmic reticulum
Molecular function (GO): ketoreductase activity
Source: RefSeq, a predicted model, not a curated record